AUGGAACCUACAACAGUUAAACAAGCUUUGGCUUCCCCUCACUGGCUUCAGGCCAUGAAGGAUGAAUUUCAGGCACUCUUGAAAAAUCAGACGUGGAACUUGGUGACUCCUCCUAUUUCAGCUAAACCUAUUGGCUGUUAUCCAAGAGUUGCGUCGUAUUCAACUAUAGAAACUACUUUGACAGAUUACUGGGGCGAGUUUGAGGACCAAGUCCAGCGAGUCUGUUUGCUAGCUUCAGGUAGAGAUAAUUAUGUGUGGUCGACUGAGUCUGAAGGUGUGUUCAAGAGUGAGGAAAAACUGAAUGGGUGGAAAGAGAAGAAAUCAUCUUAUGCAGGAAAGGACAUCCUUAUCAAGGUAGUGGCUCAAGCCAUCCCUAACUACGUUAUGAGUGUGUCCAAGAUCCCGAUCAUUGAUGCAAUCAUCCAGAACUAUUGA
Messenger RNA from Vicia faba (fava bean), 435 nucleotides. The record is from the annotation of a GenBank genome assembly. Lineage: Eukaryota; Viridiplantae; Streptophyta; Magnoliopsida; Fabales; Fabaceae.